Molecule: messenger RNA, 836 nt
Organism: Salvelinus sp. IW2-2015
Lineage: Eukaryota; Metazoa; Chordata; Actinopteri; Salmoniformes; Salmonidae
Product: ankyrin repeat domain-containing protein 16
Biological process (GO): protein localization to ciliary inversin compartment
Cellular component (GO): ciliary inversin compartment
Molecular function (GO): protein binding
Source: RefSeq, a predicted model, not a curated record
GACCCCUCUGAUGAUGGCCUGCACCCGGAGGAACCUGGGUGUGAUCCAGGAACUKCUGUCCCAUGAGGCCGACCCCACGCUGAAGAACAAGGACGGCUGGAACUCCUUCCACAUCGCCUGCAGGGAGGGAGACCCAGCGGUCAUACAGCACCUCCUACUGGCCAAACCUGAAGUCUGGAGGACAGAGAGCAAGACGCUGAGGACUCCUCUGCACACUGSAGCGAUGCACGGCUGUGAAGAAGUGGUCAGCAUCUUGGUACAGAGGUGUGGUUAUGUUCCCGAUGGCAGGGACAGCUGUGGGGUCACUCCAUUUAUGGACGCAGUGAGGAAUGGACACAUAUCUGUGGCCAAGCUACUGCUGGAGAAGCACCAGGCCUCUCCGACUGCAGCAGACAUCCUGGGGGCCCAGCCAGUGCACCAGGUUGCUGUCACAGCCCAGGAAGAGGCGCUAGAGUUCCUAGUGAGGGACCUCGGAGUGGACGUGAACCAGACAGCCACUGACAUGCAGCUCACUUCCCUGCACUACGCUGCCAAGGAGGGCCACACAAGCACAAUCAAAACACUCCUCACAUUAGGAGCAGACCUUCACGUCAGGGACAAAAAGGGAAGAACAGCUCUUCAUAUGGCGUGCAUAGGGCAGCAUGCAGAAGCGGUCAGGACACUCCUACAGCUGGGACUAGUAGACRUGGUGGAUGCCUCGGGCACYACUGCUCAACAGCUUGCCAAAAAAACAGAYGUGCUCAGAGUGUUUGAAUGUGAUUUGACAUAAACUACUGUCUGAAUGGAGAAUCAAUAAAUUAUGGACAUAAAUGGUAUUCUGGAUUGCAGAAUAAUAA